UAAGAUCUGUGGUUGUGGACAAUGAACAUCUGACAAAUAGUAAAUCGUAGUUAAUUUUAUCGUUUCAAAAUGAAAGUGAAUAUUUUCCAUUGAAACGCAUAAUAUCGACCUUAUAAGUGACCCAAUAAUCAAAUGUAUAAAAUCAAUAUUUCGGAACCUAUAAAUUAUUCCAGUGGUGGCUGAAAUUUCAAUGAGUGACAAAAAUUCUGCCCAACAAGGGGCUCAGCCCAUUGUAAAAAUCGGACAUUAUAUAUUGGGGCAAACCUUAGGAAUAGGAACAUUUGGUAAAGUAAAAAUUGGGGAGCACCAACUAACCAAACAUAAGGUGGCAGUAAAAAUCUUAAACCGUCAAAAGAUUAAAAGCUUAGAUGUUGUCGGUAAGAUCAGAAGAGAAAUUCAAAACCUGAAGCUUUUUCGGCAUCCCCACAUAAUAAAAUUGUACCAAGUUAUAAGUACUCCUUCCGACAUUUUUAUGAUCAUGGAAUAUGUAUCAGGAGGUGAAUUGUUUCAACAUAUUGUGGACCAUGGUAAACUGAAAGAGCAAGAUGCAAGAAGAUUUUUUCAACAAAUCAUUUCUGGAGUUGAUUAUUGCCAUCGUCACAUGAUUGUUCAUCGAGAUCUUAAACCUGAAAAUUUGCUCCUAGAUCAUAACAUGCAUGUGAAAAUUGCUGACUUUGGUUUGUCUAAUAUGAUGAUGGAUGGAGAAUUUUUAAGAACAAGUUGUGGUUCUCCCAAUUAUGCAGCACCUGAGGUUAUUUCUGGUAAGCUGUAUGCUGGCCCAGAAGUUGACAUUUGGUCUUGCGGUGUCAUUUUGUAUGCUUUGCUUUGUGGUACCCUCCCAUUUGAUGAUGAAUAUGUGCCAACCCUAUUUCGCAAAAUCAAAUCUGGAAUAUUCCCCAUACCAGAAUAUUUGAAUCCGUCAGUUGUUACUUUGCUUUGUCAGAUGUUGCAAAUCGAUCCUAUGAAGAGAGCAACAAUUGAGGAUAUAAAGAAGCAUGAGUGGUUUCAAAAGGAUUGCCCAGCGUAUCUUUUUCCUUCUCCAGUUGAACAGGAUUCUUCAGUUAUUGACACAGAUGCCAUUAACGAGGUUUGUGAUAAAUUUGGGGUGAAAGAAAAAGAAGUUCACAAUGCUUUGCUCAGUGGUGAUCCUCAUGAUCAGCUUGCCAUAGCUUAUCAUUUGAUUAUCGACAAUAAACGUAUAGCUGAUGAGGCAGCAAAAGCAGAAAUCAAAGAUUUCUAUGUUGCUGGUAGUCCUCCUCCAGUUAGCAUGAGUCCAACUCCAAUUGCUAAUGAUGGAAUAUCCAGUCCAUUAAAACCACAUCCAGAAAGGAUUGCUCCUCUUAGAGAAAGGGUCAUUGCAUCAAACCAUGCAGCUUCUGGAGAACGUGGAAGGGUUAAGAAAGCCAAAUGGCAUUUGGGUAUACGAUCACAAAGCAAGCCAAGUGACAUUAUGAUGGAGGUUUACCGAGCAAUGAAAGCACUGAAUUAUGAAUGGAAAGUGAUUAAUCCUUAUCAUGUUCGUGUUAGACACAAGAAUAUUCUUCAUGAUAAAUAUGUACUCAUGUCUCUUCAACUCUAUAAGGUUGAUUAUAAAAGUUACCUUCUGGAUUUCAAAAGUUUGAGUACCGAGGAAGUUGAAACCAAUCCAAUGAAUACAGCUGCCAUGCUUGGAUCAGUUCCUACUCCACUUCAAAGUAGCACACAAUCCCUUUCUAAUAAGAAUAGUGGUCAUCAUACCAUGGAAUUCUUUGAAAUGUGUGCUGCUCUAAUAAUACAAUUAGCCCGCUAAUAAAGCGUUGAAAGCCUUUUUGAAUGCCACUUUGAUGUUGAUUUUUUCCUUAAGUAUAAGUAAAAAAUCAAAGGCGACCUUCAAUGGUUUGGGAACUUGUUUCAUCAACAAUUGGGAAAGGUAAGUCUCUACAAUUCAAAUUUUCAGUUUAUUAUAGCAAAGUUGUAGUACAAAAUGAGUUUUUAUCAAAAUUUUAUGUUGGUGUCUGUUAUUGAGGCAAUAUUAUUCUAUGUAUUAUAUUCUCCAAGUUAAAUUGCUUCUUAAUGUUAAAGUGUUUUUAUUAAAUUAAUAUCCUAAUUAUUGUAUAUUUCACCAAUAAUUGCUAAUAAAAAGUUAUUUUAUUGGUU
This is a messenger RNA of Coccinella septempunctata (seven-spotted ladybird), 2136 nucleotides long. It is a transcript of the gene AMPKalpha, whose product is annotated as 5'-AMP-activated protein kinase catalytic subunit alpha-2. Gene Ontology annotation, molecular function: protein serine/threonine kinase activity; ATP binding. Gene Ontology annotation, biological process: protein phosphorylation; intracellular signal transduction. NCBI's taxonomy places the organism in Eukaryota, Metazoa, Arthropoda, Insecta, Coleoptera, Coccinellidae. Gene Ontology annotation, cellular component: cytoplasm. The record is from RefSeq and is a predicted model, not a curated record. The transcript has 5 exons. Bases 191 to 1789 code for a protein of 532 amino acids.